Molecule: messenger RNA, 6314 nt
Organism: Closterium sp. NIES-67
Lineage: Eukaryota; Viridiplantae; Streptophyta; Zygnematophyceae; Desmidiales; Closteriaceae
Source: the annotation of a GenBank genome assembly
CAUUCUGCCAUCACCCCAGAUUUGCUCUACUUGCUCCAUAGGUACUCUCAACUCAGCUUUUGUAGUCCGACUUUCCUUAGACUCGGACACUCCCAUCACACGACUUCAAUUGGCACUUAUUAGCGUGAAGCCAUCCAAUUCGCGGUCGAGCUCUCGCUAUCCCAAAUUCUCCGACGGGCUUCCCGCAAGUGUCGAGCCGUUUUAGGGUCAUGAUUGUAGACGACUUCGAUCAGCCUAACGACGCCUACCUUUCCCGUGCGCCCGAGGAUGUCAUUAUUUCGCGAAACGGCGCGGUGCUGGGAAAAAAGACCGUCCUGAAGAGCGACCACUUCCCCGGCUGUCAGAACAAACGCCUUUUGCCGCACAUCGACGGUGCUCCGAAUUUCCGACAGAUUGCGGACCUGCCUGUGUACGGCGUGGCGAUCCCGACAGUGGAGGGCAUUCGGAACGUGCUGCAGAUAGUGGGAGCUUCGCGCAAUGGCGGACGCCAUGUCCUCUGGCACAGCAUGCGGGAAGAACCGGUCAUCUACAUCAACGGUCGCCCCUUUGUGCUGCGUGAGGUUGAGCGGCCAUUCACCAACCUCGAGUACACUGGCAUCAACCGGGCGAGAGUGGAGCAGAUGGAGGCUCGGCUGAAGAAAGAUGUACUUCGAGAGGCGGCCAGGUACUCCAACAAGAUCAUGGUGAGCGACGAGCUGCCUGACGGCCAGAUGGUGGACCAGUGGGAGCCCAUCGGCCCUGACUCUGUGCAAACUCCUCUCGAGGUGUACCAGGACCUGCAGAGGGCGGGGUACAAUGUGGACUAUGAGCGAGUGCCAGUCACGGACGAGAAGGUGCCCGAGGAGCAGGACUUUGACUUGCUGGUGGAGAGCCUGUCAGGGGUGGACGAGUCGACGGCGCAGAUCUUCAACUGCCAGAUGGGGCGGGGCCGCACCACCACGGGCACCGUGGUCGCCACCCUCAUCUGCCUCGCCCGCCGCUUCCCCUCCCGCAUCCUCUCCCCCUCUGCCGGCGCCUCCAUGCUGGCCAAAGCAGCGUCAACAGCUGGCCACGAGCCAGGGGGGGCCGCCAAGCUGCUGCUGGGCACCCCAGGCAAGGCACACGGCAGUGCAGGGGGGGCUGCAGAGGGCGCAGCAGCCGCAGGGGCAGGAGGGGCAGGAGGGGCAGGGGCAGCAGCAGCAGUGGAGGCGGCAGAGGUGCAGGCGGAGGUGGAUCGGGUGCUGCUGGCGGGGCAGUACGCUGUGAUCCGCUCCCUCACCCGCGUGCUGGAGGCCGGCAGCGAGAGCAAGCGACUCACCGACCUCGCCAUUGAUCACUGCGCCGCCAUGCAGAAUCUCCGAGAAGCCAUCCUGGGCUACCGCAACCGCAUUCACCGCCACUCGGACGAGAAGCGGCGGCAGGCUGCCCUGAGCCUGUUUGUGGCGUACCUGGAGCGCUACUACAUGCUGCUCUGCUUCUCCGCCUUCCUGCACUCCCUCACCUCGCCCGCCGCCUCCACCCCCUCCUCCAUCACCUCGCAAGCCCUGCCCUCGCCGUCAGUAUCCCACAGCAAGGCGGAUGACGCGCCCUCGCAUGUGAGAGUGCAGGAGACGCCCUCCAAGGAGCGUUUCUCGCUGCUGGACGGGCUGGCAGCCACACAGGCGCUGAGGGAGGCAAAGGGGGGCUUUCAGAGGUGGAUGAAGGCCCGGCCUGAGCUCUACAGCAUUCUGCGCAGGUUACUGCGAAGAGACCCAAUGGGAGCGCUGGGGUACGCCCACCCAACGCAGGCCGCCAUGCCCCGGGUCCUCUCCCUCUCCCACCUCCCACUUCCUCCUAGCGGCUCUGCUGUCUCGCCCAGCGCCCAUGGCCCAGCACGUCCACCUAUAGCACCAGCCGCAUCAGGAGCAGCAGCAGUUGCAGCAGCAGGAGCAGCAGCGGGAGAGGCAGGGGGGGAGGAAGCAGUUGGGCGGAGUGGGGAGGGCAUGGAGGUGGAGGCGGGGGACGUGGCUGGAGAGGCGUUUCGCAUGGCGGAGAUGGCUGCUGCCAUUGUGGAGGCGCGAUCAGGGGCCAUGCUGAGCAAGCAGACCGUGCUCAAGUCCGACCACUGCCCCGGCUGUCAGAACCUCUCCCUCCCAGAGCUGCUGGAAGGCGCCCCCAACUUCCGCCAGGUGGUGGGCUUCCCCGUCUAUGGCGUCGCCAACCCCACCGUGGACGGCAUUCGCGCUGUGCUGCGCCGGGUGGCGCAGGGAGGAGGGGCGGGGGCGAGAGACGGGGUGGGGACGGGAGGAGUGGGGAGGGAGGGCGUGGAGGGGGCGGGUGGGGAGAGGAGGGUGGUGUGGCACAACAUGCGGGAGGAGGCAACGGUGUACGUGAAUGGGAAGCCGUUUGUGCUGCGCGAGGCAGAGAGGCCGUUCAAAAACAUGCUCGAGUACACGGGCAUCGAGCGGCAGCGCGUGGAGCGCAUGGAGGCGCGGCUGAAGGGCGACGUGCUGCGGGAGGCGCAGCGUAGCGGAGGGAUGGUGGUGGUGGACCACGAGAGCGACGCGGGCGAGCUCUUCCACGCGCUCGAGCCUGUGCAGGGCAGCGCGCAGGGCUGCUCUGUUCAGACACCCCUGGAAGUCUUCCGCAUGCUGCAGGAGGAGGGCUUCCGAGUGGACUAUCACCGCCUGCCCACCACAGACGGGCAGCCGCCCAAGAGUCGCGAUUUUGACGCCCUUGCCACCACCAUCAGCAGUGCGGGCCCACAUGCUGCCUUCGUCUUCAACUGCCAGAUGGGCCGAGGUCGCACCACCACGGGCACGGUCAUCGCAGCCCUCGUUCUCCUUCGUUGCCUCUAUGGCCGCCCCCUGCGCCUCCCCUCCCUCCCACCCCUCUCCCUCGCCCUGCCCUCUGGUUCCCACCCCUGCACCAGCCAGUCGUCCCCCCCCCGCUGCAGCCCCCACGGCGCCAGCAGCAGCACCAGCAGCGGGGAGGAGGGGGGGAGUGAUAGCAGCAGCAGUGAUAGCAACAGUAGUGGCAGCAUUGGUAAAGCUAGUGACGGUGAUGCUAAUGGGGGUGACAGUAGUGAUGGGAUGAACCCUGACCUGGCAGGAGCUGUGGUGGGCAUUGAAGAACGCAGUCCCGCACAAUCGCAGGGCGUAUCAAGCAGGCAGGAUAAAUCUUUCAACAUGCAAAAGUGUUCCAACCGUCGGCGGAAACGUCGCGACCUAGGGGAUGCUGAAGCUGGAGAGGGAGGAGGGAGCAGAGAAGGGGGGCCAAGAAGAGAGGGGAAGCGGAGAGGAGGUGGAAGGGGGGGUCAAGAGGGUGAGGGGGGGGGGCAUGGGCGGGGUCAGGGGCAGAGGCAAGGGCAGAGGCAGGGGCGAUCAGCGGACGAGUUUGAGCUGGAAGACAUUCCGGUGGUGCGGAAGGUCACCCGCAUGCUGGACGGCGGUGCUGCGGCGCGCAGGGCGCUGGACGGCGUGGUGGACCGCUGCGCGCAGAUGCUCAACAUCCGCGAGGCUAUUCUCAGCUACCGCCGUGCCUUCAACAUGCAGGACGCAGACGCGCGCACAAGGCAGAGCGCUCUGAGCCGCGGAGCCGAGUUCCUCGAGCGCUACGUGAUGCUCAUCGCCUUCGCUGCCUACCUCUCCUCCCCCUUCUUCCGCCCCGCCGCCCCCUCCCUCUGGCCGCCCUCCUCCUCCCCCUCCCCCUCCGCACUCUCCCUCCCCCCAUCGUCCUCCCAUAGCGCUCUGCCCCGCCUCUGCCCUGCCCCACUUGCUGAGACUAGCAAGACGGUUUCUUCAGCUGCUGCUGCCGCCAGUGGGGAGGCUGCAGGCUCAGAGGCAGGAGAGGGAGGCGCAGAGAGGGAGAAGGGUGAAGGAGCAGAGGAGGGACAGAAGGAGGCAGAGAAGGUGGAAGGAAAGGGAGUUAGAGAGGGAGGGGGAGAGGGAGAGGGAGAGGGGUGUGGAGCGGAUGUGGCGGUGAGUUUCAAGAAGUGGCUGAAGCAGCGGCCUGAGAUCCGGCAGAUGAAGUGGGGCCUGCGCCUGCGCCCUGCCCGCCUCUUCACCAUUCCGGAGGUGGGAGUGCGGCUGUGGGACAGCGACGCCAGUGCCGCAGGGUCGGUGGACGAGAGGGAGGCGGAGGAUGCGGUGCUGCGUGCCCGGCGGGGCUCGGUGCUGGGGCGUGGCUCCAUCCUCAAGCUCUCGCUCUUCCCCGGCCUGCAGCCCUCCGCGCUCAACUACUCCAUCCAGAUCCCCCACGUCCCUAACUAUUUCGAGGCGCCCGGCUACCCCGUGCACAGUAUGGCGACGCCCACAGUGCAAGGCGCACAGGCCGUGCUCUCCCACCUGGGCGCCGUGCCGCAGCCACUGCCGCCUGCAGCAGCAAAUGGGGGAGGCGGUGGUGGGGGGCAGCAGGCAUCCUCGGAGUCGACUCAAAAGACAGCCCAGGAGGCUGGCAGAAGGGGUGGAAGCAGGGGCGGGGAAGGGGGAGGUGGGGGAGGUAGCAGCGUCUGGGAGGGGAGUCGAGGAGUGGAGGUGGUGAUAGUGGACCUGAGGGAGGAGGCGGUGGUGUACAUCCACGGCAAGCCCUUCGUGCUCCGAGACGUGGACCAGCCAGCAGCGUCACUCAAGCACGUGGGCAUUGCAGGGAGCGCUGUGGAGGCCAUGGAGGGGCGCCUGAAGGAGGAUAUUCUGAGGGAGGCCGCCCGGUGUGGCGGCAUGGUGCUGCUGCACAAGGAGAGGCCCAGAGAGGGGCAUGCGGGCACGCAGGGGCAGGCAGAGGGGGGUGGGCAGGUUGAAGCAGGGAGGGAGGGGCUGGUGGAUGCAGGGAGAGAGGGUGUAGAAAUGGGUGGCACUGUAGCAGGUGGAGAGGAGGCUGCAGCUGGUGCUGGGGAAAGUGGAGAGAACGGCUCUGGUGGUGGUGGUAGCUUGGCUGCCGUUGCGUCUGCUGGUGCUGCAGGUGGCUCUGCUGCUGCUGCUGCUGCUGCUGCUGCUGCUGGUGCAGAGUUGACUGCAGGAAGCACAGCUUCCCACGUGCCUGCAUCUGGUGCACCUAUUGCUGUGGGCCCUACGGAGAUCAUCGGAGUGUGGCGGGCGGUGGGGCUGGACGAUGUGAAGACGCCAGCAGAGGUGUACAGAGAGCUGAGGGAGCAGCAGGGGUACGCCGUGGACUACCACCGCAUUCCUCUCACGAGAGAGAGGGUCCCUGUGGCCUCUGACGUGGAUGCCCUUCAGCACUACAUUCAACACCGUCCCCCCAAUGUGAAGUUUCUGUUUGUCUCCCACACGGGCUAUGGCGCCAUCGCCUAUGCCAUGGCGCUCACAUGCCUCCACCUGCAGGCCACCGCACCCCGGUCUACCACAGGCCACUCCCCCACUGUCCAGUCUGCCACACGCCAACCCGCCGCUACACAGUCUGCUGCACGCCACUCGCCCUCCCACCCACCACCUGCAUCCACCACUGCUGCUGCUGCCGCGACACCUGCAGUAGCCCCCAGUGGCAGUGGUGGUGCUGGCAGUAUGGGGGGGACGAGGGCGGCGCUGCAGCGGGGGGAGUACCGGAAUGUGCUGCAGCUGGAGCGCGUGCUGGUCAAGGGGCCGCAGAGCAAGCGAUUGGUCGAUGACGUGGCACACAGGUUGCUGGCGGUGGGGCGCAUAGUGGAGGACGUGGUGGAGUACCGGCGGGCAGCGGAUGCAGUGGAGGGGGAGGACACAGUGGACCGGGACCGGCGGGCCGCGCUCACUGAGAUGGGGCUAAAGGCGCUCAGGAGGUACUGCUACCUCAUUGCAUUCCGCUCCUACCUCUUCUUUAGAGCUUCGGCUAGCAGCGCUGCCAGCAGCAGCAAGGGAAAGGCAGCAGACGAAGCAGGUGGGAAGGGUGGGGCAGCAGGACUCAGUGGGGAGUUGUUUGGUUCGUGGGUGGCCCAGAGGCCCGAGAUAGAGCACAUGCUGCAGAACCUUGUGCUGGAGUGAAGGUCAGAGUGAAGGGGCGUGUGUAGAGUGGAGCAGGGCAAUGGAUUGGUAAGUACAGAUGGGGGGAGGGAGGGAGCAGGAUGCAUUUGAAAGACCUUAGGCACGUGGGUGGCUCAGAGGCCCGAGAUAGAGCACAUGCUGCAGAAUUUGGUGCUGGAGUGAAGGGCUUUGUCUGUCCUUGGAGUGGAAGCAGUGAAGGGGCAAGAUGGUCUGGAUGUAACGAGUAGCCUUGCCUCUGCUCUACUGUUCGCUAGGAUCUCUUGUCGAAUAGGAUGUACAUUUCGAUCUGUACAUUAAAAGGUAGUUUAUGACUAAUUUAUUGGAUCGUGGGCCUUGUUGUGCGGCUCAGCUUGCCGCCAUCUGUUGCCUCAGUUAUUGUUGUCC